Molecule: messenger RNA, 759 nt
Organism: Schistosoma haematobium
Lineage: Eukaryota; Metazoa; Platyhelminthes; Trematoda; Strigeidida; Schistosomatidae
Gene: XBP1
Product: X-box binding protein 1
Exons: 3
Coding region: 1-759 (252 amino acids)
Cellular component (GO): nucleus
Molecular function (GO): RNA polymerase II transcription regulatory region sequence-specific DNA binding; DNA-binding transcription factor activity, RNA polymerase II-specific
Source: RefSeq, a predicted model, not a curated record
AUGUGGAGUCCUGUCGUUGUCGCCGUUGGAGGUUUGCCCUCUCCUAGUGAUAGGGUAGCACUGGUCCGAAAAUCAUUGCCUUACCCAGAACCCUCCACCAUUUUGUCUCAUAGGAAGCGAGCCAGGUUAGAUAACCUUACCGAGGAGGAGAAAAUCAUCCGAAGAAAAAUACUUAACCGGGAGGCAGCACAGAAGGCGCGUGACCGCAGGAAAGAUCUGAUGGAAAAUAUGGAAGAAAAUCUAGCUCAUCUACGUUGGGAAAAUGAGUACCUAAAAUCUUCAAACCGAAUGCUCCGCCUCAAGUUUAUUGAACAAGAGCAAAAGUUUCAAGCACUCCAAGAAAAACUAAGUGGUAUUAUCAGACAUAUGGGGAAGUUUUCGGGAAAAGGGAGUGGCUCUCUGUCUGUCCGUUCUACUCUUCCUCCACUUUCACAAUGUCCUGAAGAAUACGUCCAAAACUCCAAUCCCGAGGAUGUGCCUGAAGAUAUAUCAUCAACUUUAUUCGAUGCUCAAACCGUCGAAGUCUCAUCUCAAAAUAUGUCUGAAACCAAACAGUCUGGAGACAGCAAUUGCUCUGACGACCUGAAUCCAUAUUCUCUUUGCUUGUACGAUAGUAUAUUGAACAGUCUACAAGAUGACAACAUAGAAGACAUCCCUGGAUUGAGAGAUGCUUACAAUUCGGAAGAAAGCUUGGAUGAACUACUGGAUGUUUUAAAAUGUGACGCGUGUGAUGAUUUAUCCACAGAAAUUCUCUUUUAA